AUGAUGCAGGAAACUGAUGAGCCCAAAUCUUCAGGACUAGAAGAAACUCAUGCAUCCAAGAAAAGGAAGAUGGGUGAAAGGGUUGUGGUGACUGUGAAAAUAGAAGAAAGUGAAAAAAGGCAGCAGAAAAGUGAAGGGCCUCCUUCUGAUUGUUGGUCUUGGAGAAAAUAUGGCCAAAAACCUAUCAAAGGAUCUCCUUAUCCAAGGGGCUAUUACAGAUGCAGCACAUCGAAAGGCUGCUCGGCCAAGAAACAAGUCGAACGGAGCAAAACCGACUCCUCCAAGCUCAUAAUCACCUACACGUCAAGCCACAAUCAUCCGGGCCCAGCUCCUUUGCCACCGGAAAACCCGAAAACCGAUCCCGAGGAGAUUAUUAUUGUCAAUUCAGCCCCUCAACUCACCCAUACUCACACGGUUGCCCCUGAACAGGAACAAGAAACACAAUCGAGCCCUCCGGAUCAUGUAUUUGUGGAUCAAGACGAGAAAAGUUCCUUUAACGACAAUCUUCAAAGACUUGGCGUGCUUUACAAAGGAGGAGACUCGAAGCCGAUUACUCAGCUCGUGAAAUCGGAGGAAAAUGAUUUCUUUGACGAGCUAGAGGAGCUCCCAACAUCAUCGUUUUUCACGUCGUUGAUGAAAAACACAGUUUGUGAGGAGAGAGUUAUUGUGAAUCCCACCUGA
This is a messenger RNA of Striga hermonthica, 681 nucleotides long. Lineage: Eukaryota; Viridiplantae; Streptophyta; Magnoliopsida; Lamiales; Orobanchaceae. The record is from the annotation of a GenBank genome assembly.